UACUUGGACCAGUACAUGUCCAGCAACUGUGUAGAAACCCGUGUACUCCUUUAUAAAGCGUGCCAUCUGUAAUUGUCUUGUACAAUGAUUAACUGUAACAAUAACUGUGUGUAAUGCAUGAUCGCAGAGCUGUCUAUUCGUCAACCACAACACAUUCAUUAACCAGGUCAAUCAAUCCGUUCAUUAAAAUCUCUUGGAUUCAACAUAUCCCGCUUAUUACCACACCCUUCAUUUCAUAAAGUUUUCAUGGGUUCAAUCCUGUCCCGCAAUUCAGAUUGGUAUAUCCCACUCGUAGUAUUUCCUAUAUGCUAUCUGAUAAACAAACUUGUUUCUUCCUUGCUGAAUUAGCCCCCUUGCAAAUGAUAUAUUUGUUCCAUUUUACCAGUAGCAGCUUUGUUCGGUAACGUGGCUACUGAUUUGCUUUUGUGAAUAUUUUAAUUCCGGGUUGGUAGCCAUUAAUCUUUGAUUAAUAAUUUAACAAAGCUAUUUCUAAAUUUCAAAGAUUGUGGGCUGUCACCUAAUCAGCAUAUAUACACAAUUGAUAUCUAAAUAAUUCGUUUAUAAGUGUGUCAACUGUCACUAUAUGAUGAUUUUAGCAGCGCAGAUUUUUAACACCUAUAGUGUUCCAAACGUAUUUUGUUGAUCCCAAUUUUGAUGAUCCCAGAUUGAACACUGAAUGAAAACAUUUUUUUCUCGGGCCAUCGCAACGGAAUCAAUUUGUACUAAGAACUAUUUUUGGGAAGUCCGUUAGUUGACCUUACAAGUGCACGCAUAUAGGACAAUAAAAAUGUGUAUCAAGUUACAUUUGUUUAACGAUAUGUGUCCUACGAGAACUUGUUACUACUCAGCCUAAUCAAUUACAAUAUUCCAAACCGGGUGUUAAAUAUGUUUAGACCUGACAACAUAAAAUCUUUCUAAACUUUAAAGUUCUAGGCACUAAUUAUACAGCCUAUCAAUUGUACCAUGUUUUUCAGUGUUCGAUCAGGAUUGUCAUCUCAAGUGUGGGUCAAUAGAAUAAGCCAAACUCUAAUCGCAAAUAUAGCUCUAUCUCCGUUUGAAGCUUAAUCCAAUUUAUCUAUCUCCCAUUAAUACAUGGUAUUUGCAUGUUAUUUACAGCACAUUUUGCAGCACUUAGUACAAUGACAGAAGCAGACUCGAGUAGAUUACCCCAGACUGGGUCGGUAACGGUUAAGGUUCUUAUACCCAACUAUCUCGCAGGAGCCCUCAUAGGUAAGGGCGGGGAAGAGCUCAACAUAAUCCGAAAACAAACAGGUGGAAUUAUCAAGUUGUCUCAGAAUAAGGCCUAUUAUCCGGGUACCGAUGAGAGGGUGGUCCUCAUUAAGGGGAGGCCGGACUCUGCUUUUGCCCUGCUAAAACUCGUUCAUAGUAAGAUCAGGACGAGGAAAGCUCCUCCCAUAAUAAACGGUAGACCGUUUAAUGAGAUCAGGUUGCAGCAAAUGAAGCUCAUCAUAGCCAACUCCACCGCUGGUAAGGUUAUUGGAACCGGGGGAGAGGUGAUAAAGAUGAUCCAGCAGGAACACAACGUCAAACUUUUCAUCACCAACGUGGAUAACCCCAAAGAGAAGCGGAUCCAGAACGAAAGAAUCUGCACUGUUAAAGGAGAUGAGCUCUCAGUCAACAGGUGCAUGAUUGAUCUGGUAGAAAGGAUAGCAGCUGAUGAGAUGGCUGAUUUGGACACUAACAUAGACUAUCCUAAGUGCGAGGACGGAGACGUGAUCUUCGGAAUGGAGAGGCCAGUAUUCAUGCCCGGUCUGGGAAUGGGCAUCUCCAUGCCUGGUAUGGCCGGUAUUUCUUCCUUGGGUCCUUCCUACGAGGACUUGUUCAUGCUGCAAGAACAAACCAAAGCUCUUCAAGCAAUGUCAGGGUUAUCACAAGGUCAUGGCGGUGUGUUACAGGUUAACCCUCUAGCCGCGGGUAUUCAGGGCAUGUCCUCAGUGAAUGGAGGACUCAUGGGAUCUCAACCUGGUUUGCAGUUAAUGAUGGAUCCGUAUAAAAGAUUACUCGGACAGAAGCAGGAUAUGGAGAUCCUGACUCCCGAGAUGGCAAUGAUGAAAGACUUCAGUGGGAAUAUGGUGGUGGACCAGUACGCAGAUCCGUGGCCUAAACAACAGCAGAACCAGCUCCAGUCCCUUCUCUUACAGAACCCAACACUGGCAGCCCAGCAGGUUGCAGCCAAACAACAGGCCGAACAGUACACUCAGGCUCCCCAGGAGCAAUUCCUCAUCCCAAACUCUUUGACUGGGUCUGUGCAACUAGGUCUUGGUAAAAGGUUCACCCAGGCCACCCCUACAUCUGCUCAGCUGCUCAUGAGUUGAUCAACAGAGCCAACGGACUUACCACCUCAGGAAUCUAUCAGUCACCUCUCAUGUCCCACGUGGCUACGUCCAAUUCUAUAGCUGCACAAACAGCAGCAAUACAGCAAGCUGCCCAGAAUGCUGCUAUCCAGCAACAGAUUCAGCUACAGGCACUGCAGCAACAGACUCAGCCGAACCCCCUCAUUCAACAGCAGAACUCAUCCCUCCAGGCGCUCCAGGACGCUCAGCUUCAAGUCCAGGCUCAGGCAGCUCAGAUCCAAGCUCUACAGGCCCAAUCAAACCAGCUCCACAGUAACAAUGUGGCCCAAGCUCAGCUUCACGCCCAAGUACAGGCCCAGCUGAUGAUGAACCAGCAGAACGCAGCCGUGCACGGUCAUCACAGCAGCAAGAAGCAGAGGUAUCAUCCGUAUGGGAUCCCACCCCCUCCUCCACCUCCCUCUGCUGUAGAAGCAGCUCCCAUGCCCCCUAAACAGGUUUCUGUAGCUCCUCAGGUGCAAGCUCCCCCAACACCCUCAGUGGCUCCCACCAUCUCACAGCCGGCUACUGCCGCCGCAAGCAGCUAGGCUUUUCUCGUCUUCAGCGAUCCAGACUAGAUAUGAGAUCACCGCGUUGCUUAGCAACCGUAACACGUAAGAAGAAAGACACCCUCUAAUCUACCCAGUCAAAGAUCCUUAGGUCUAGGAGUUGUUGUUAGGUCAUUAAUCCGAGAUUUGUAAAAUAGACACACGUCAAGUGUUGCGCGAGAAUAGUUGGUCGGGCGAUCGAGAGCAUCGCUAGUUUGCAGAGGGUUGAAACUGAAAGAGAAUUGGAAAAUUUGUUUGUUUUAUUUGUAAAUUUAUUUGUUUAUGUUGAAAUUAUUAUAUCUUCGAAUGACUGGAAUGUUAUUAUUUAUAUAUUCUGAUCAAUAGAAGAGUAUCUAUUGUAAAA
Molecule: messenger RNA, 3263 nt
Organism: Bolinopsis microptera
Lineage: Eukaryota; Metazoa; Ctenophora; Tentaculata; Lobata; Bolinopsidae
Product: RNA-binding protein Pasilla-like
Exons: 1
Coding region: 1104-2336 (410 amino acids)
Biological process (GO): regulation of gene expression
Cellular component (GO): cytoplasm; nucleus
Molecular function (GO): mRNA binding
Source: RefSeq, a predicted model, not a curated record